Gopherus flavomarginatus (Mexican gopher tortoise) is the source of this 1111-nucleotide messenger RNA. RefSeq names its product proteasome 26S subunit, non-ATPase 7 (gene PSMD7). Gene Ontology annotation, molecular function: protein binding; metallopeptidase activity. The transcript is spliced from 7 exons. Lineage: Eukaryota; Metazoa; Chordata; Testudines; Testudinidae. The coding region runs from base 99 to 1067 and encodes 322 amino acids. The record is from RefSeq and is a predicted model, not a curated record. Gene Ontology annotation, cellular component: proteasome regulatory particle; proteasome complex. Gene Ontology annotation, biological process: proteasome-mediated ubiquitin-dependent protein catabolic process.
AUGCUGGGAACGGCGGCACUGGUGACUGCUGGCUGAGGCGCCGGGCCUGGUGCUGCUGUGCGGGGCCGGGGUCGCAGCGAGUCGGGGCCGAAGGCGCGAUGCCGGAGCUGGCCGUGGACCGGGUGGUGGUUCACCCGCUGGUGCUGCUCAGCGUGGUGGAUCACUUCAACAGAAUAGGAAAAGUUGGGAAUCAGAAGCGAGUUGUUGGAGUGUUGCUGGGCUCUUGGCAGAAGAAAAUAUUAGAUGUCUCCAACAGUUUUGCAGUCCCUUUCGAUGAGGAUGAUAAAGAUGAUUCUGUGUGGUUUCUAGACCAUGAUUAUCUGGAGAACAUGUAUGGAAUGUUUAAAAAAGUCAAUGCUAGGGAAAGAAUUGUUGGAUGGUACCACACAGGCCCCAAACUACACAAGAAUGACAUUGCCAUCAAUGAACUAAUGAAAAGAUACUGUCCUAAUUCUGUAUUGGUAAUUAUUGAUGUAAAGCCAAAGGACCUGGGGCUACCAACAGAAGCCUAUAUUUCAGUUGAAGAAGUUCAUGAUGAUGGAACGCCAACCUCCAAGACGUUUGAACAUGUGACCAGUGAAAUUGGAGCUGAGGAAGCAGAGGAAGUUGGUGUUGAACACUUGUUACGAGAUAUUAAAGACACAACAGUGGGCACUCUGUCCCAGCGUAUCACAAACCAGGUCCAUGGUUUGAAGGGACUGAACUCCAAACUUCUGGAUAUCAGGAGCUACCUAGAGAAAGUGGCCAUGGGCAAACUACCCAUCAAUCACCAGAUCAUCUACCAGCUUCAGGAUGUCUUCAACCUGCUGCCAGAUGUCAACCUGCAGGAGUUUGUCAAGGCCUUUUACCUGAAGACCAAUGACCAGAUGGUGGUGGUCUACUUGGCUUCUCUUAUCCGGUCUGUGGUUGCCCUGCACAACCUCAUCAACAACAAGAUUGCCAACAGAGAUGCAGAGAAGAAGGAAGGUCAGGAAAAGGAGGAAAGCAAAAAGGAGAGGAAAGAUGAGAAGGAGAAAGACAAAGAGAAGAGUGAUGGCAAGAAAGAGGAGAAAAAAGAGAAAAAAUGAAAAGUGUAGUUUUUUAUUUGUAAAUUAAAAUCUUGUAAACUAAA